Messenger RNA from Candidula unifasciata, 1134 nucleotides. NCBI's taxonomy places the organism in Eukaryota, Metazoa, Mollusca, Gastropoda, Stylommatophora, Geomitridae. The record is from the annotation of a GenBank genome assembly.
AUCAUCAAAGCGGCCACCAGACUUCGUGUGACGGUGUCACGAGUUGGUCGGAUUCCCAGCAGCCACUCCGUCCACGAAGCUUAUCGGUGGACAGACCCAAGGGGGCGGCCCGUGUCACCGCCUCUUGACAGGGGCGGUAGCGCCCCAGGAGACGACGACGAGAGAAGGAGAAGCGGCAGCCAGAUGUUGAAAGCAAGUGAUGAGCGGAAGAUCAACAUAGUGCUUCAGAAAGGACAAGGCCUUGGAAUACUAAUCAGAGGCGGGAAAGAAUACGGUCUGGGGAUCUUUGUCUCAGGGAUCGAUCCCUAUUCUGUAGCGGAGAACGCGGGCAUGAAGAAAAUCUUCUCUCGUGGCGUGGGAACCCAACUAAUGCUGACGUCUUCAAUGGGGAAAGUCGCACAAAAGGAGCAGAUCUACGAGCAAGCCAGACUGUUGCUCAACGACUCAGAGCAUGCAACCUUGAACUAUUACCUCUCGGAAUACGAAAAGAAGACGAUUAACAUCCGGGGCAUGGCGCAUGCGUUGUUGGAAUUGCUAAAUACACCAGCAAAGCUGACGCUGAUGUCGGAAAUCAGAGCUACCGUGCGCCCUGCAGACCUGGCCACUUUUGAUCAGCUCAUAGCCAAGAGUGAUCUAGAGAAGUCGUUGAAUCAAGCCCGGAAGCUGCUAGCACCGGAUAUGAUCUCCUUGAGCUCGUUCGACAGCGAAGACGUCAUAGACAUGGAGAAAUACAAACGGACUAUGUUCUCACAUCCGAGAAGUGACUUACUCAAAUCACAGCCAAUGGACAUCCUGCACUUUGAUGAUAGCGCAGAAAUGGACUCGGACAGUUACGACUUGUUGGAGACGUCUCAGAGAUUGAGCAGGUCGACACCAAAUCUGACCAACAUCGGUCAAACGUAUAAUUCCCAAGAGCAGACGACAUCUAGGCGAAGGUCACGGUCUCCAUGGGCUGUGUUUUCGACCAACCGGAAGUCUAAAUCUAAAGAGGCUCUUUGGAACACGGAUUCAAGGGCGGAAAUUGGCAACUCUGAGGCAGAUUUCAUCAAAACAAAGAUGGACUACCCUAGCGAUGACAGCGGGGUGGAGAUCAACGGUCAUGCGCAGAAGGACUCGCAGUCAGCGUCACAUUCG